Molecule: messenger RNA, 2391 nt
Organism: Rhizophagus irregularis DAOM 181602=DAOM 197198
Lineage: Eukaryota; Fungi; Glomeromycota; Glomeromycetes; Glomerales; Glomeraceae
Source: RefSeq, a predicted model, not a curated record
AUGAAUUUAUUGGAGAAAUUUGAUAAAUUAAAUAAUAGAUUAACAAGUUUAUUAGAAGAAAAUAAAGAACUUAAACAACAUUAUAAAAAUCUUCAAGAGCAACAUCAGGAAUUAAAAGAAAAACUUGAUGAAAGUGAUUAUAAAAAUCUUCAAGAAGAAAAUGAGGAUUUAAAACAACGUAUUCUAAAUCAAGAAAAACAAAAAACAAAUUUAUUAAGAGAAAAUGAAAGGCUUAACCAACAAUGUAAAAAUCUUCAAGGAGAAAAUAUGGAUUUAAAACAACGUAUUUUAAAUCAAGAAAAACAAAAAACAAAUUUAUUAGGAGAAAUUGAAAUGCUUAAACAACAAUAUAAAAAUCUUCAAGAUAAAUUUAACGAAAUAGAUUAUAAAAAUCUUCAAGAAGAGAAUAAAAAAUUAAAAGAAAAUUUUAACAAGAAAGAAAAACAAUUUCAACAACAUAUUAUAAAUUUAGAAAAACAAAAAAAUGAACAACUUGAAAUAUUUUCUCAAAAUUUGGAAAAAGCCUUGGGAAAGUUGGAAUUGGAUGAAUUAAAUGAAGUUAAUGAAAAUGAUAUUAAAAAUUCUAAAAAUUCUAAAGAAAAUGAAAAUGAUAUGAAAAAUUCUAAAAAUUCUAAAGAAAAUGAAAAUGAUAUUAAGAAUUCUAAAAAUUCUAAAGAAAAAAAUAAGCCUACAAUAUUUCCUUUAAUUGAUGAUGAUAUUAAAGACAAGGAAUUUAUCCAACAUAUUGAUGAUCCCUCUGGCUCUGUUCCAUUUUCAUCUGAAGAUAAAAGUAAUCGAUCAGAAAAUGAACACUCAAGGGGUUCUUCUAACGAAAGAGACAAUAUCAAAGUCGUGGUUGGACUAGACUUUGGAACAACUUAUUCUGGAUUCUCUUAUUGCCAUACUGCUGAACCGAAAAAUAUUAUUACAAAUAAUCAAUGGCCUGAUAUAAUGGGGUAUUUGAAAACAAAUACAGUACUUCAAUAUGAUUCUAAAUUUAUAAAUGUUGAAACGUGGGGAUAUCCUGCACUAGCUAGACGACCAAGUCGAAAAAAUCAAAGGGAAAAGAAUGAAAGUGAAACAAGACCAGUCGAAUUAUUUAAAUUGCAUUUAACUUGUAAUAAGAAACCUUACCUUCCAAGGGAAUUAUGCUAUAAAAAGGCUAUUACUGACUAUCUUAGAAAAAUUGGAGAGGUAAUCAAAGAGACAAUUGAUGUACGCUUGUCAUCACCUGCCGAUUUCUUUCGACAUGUAUUAUUGGUUAUUACUAUUCCUGCAGAAUAUUCAAACAAAGAAAUAGCUAUUAUGAGAGAUUGUGUUUUUAAUGCAGGAUUGAUUGGAGAAAAAUACUCAAGAAAUUUACGAUUUAUUACAGAACCUGAAGCAGUAGCAAUUAAUUGCUUGAAUGAUAUGGGAAAAGAUAACAUACUAACAAUAGGAUCAAAUUUCAUGAUAGUUGACUGUGGUGGUGGUACUGUGAAAUUACCGAACGUGCUGGAGAUUUCUGUGGAAGUACAUUUAUUGAUAAAGAAUUUAUCAAUUUUUUACGUAAAAAACUUGGAAGAAUUCUGCGAAAUUACAAAAUUUCCUUUCACAGGAAACAGAGAAGAUUAUGGGUAUGAGCUAGAUAUUGAAGAUUUUCCAAUUCUAUUAGAAUAUAUCAGUGAGGAAACCAAAGAUGAAUUGGAAAAAACUGAAUUUCUUAUUAAAAUCGAUUGUGAUGCUAUAAAAGCAAUGUUUGAUCCUGUUAUCAGUAGAAUUAUUAGUUUGAUACAUUCACAACUUGAUAGCAUUCAAGAAGAAUGCUCUGCAAUUUUUUUAGCUGGAGGUUUUAGUGAAUCAAAAUAUUUACAAAAAAGGAUUGAACAAGAAUUUCAACAUGUAGUAAAAAAUAUCCGUGUACCUACGCGUCCUAUUGCAGCAAUUUCACGUGGAGCUGUAAUGUAUGGAUUAUCUUUAAAAAAAGGCAAUGUUAUUUCUACAAGAAUCCUUAAAUAUACUUACGGUAUUGAAGUAGUAAAUUACUGGAUGGACGGAGAUCCAAUCAGUAGAAAACUUCAUAAUGGACGCAUUGUUAGAUUUCAUUGUUUAGCUAGACGUGGUACUCAGGUUGAAACAAAUGAAACAGUUAAAACAUUUUUUACACCACUUUCUCCUCUCCAAACCAGAAUAAGUUUUAAUAUAUUUUUUACUAAAGAAUAUAAUGCAAAAUAUUGCGAUGAACCUGGUAUGCGGUUUUUGGGAAAACUUGUUGUUAAUCUUCCUGGUUCAGGCCUCCUUGAUAGGCUAUUAUUUGAGUUUACCUUUGGACAAAUGGAGAUUACUGUCAAUGUAAAGAAUGAAACUGAUGGACAAAGAUAUAUUACCACUUUUAAAUUGGAAGCUGAUUAG